GGCGGGCGCUGGAGCGGCAGCAGCAGCAGGUAGAGCAGCUUCUUCUUCGGCAGCGGCGGCAGCAGCCGGGACUCGUCUGCAGCGCGGCGGAGCCCCGGGGCCGGGCCGGUUCGGUUAUGGGGAAGGUGCAGCUCUUCGAGGUCCGCCUGAGCGAGAGCCGGGUCAUCUACAGCCCCGGGGAGCCGCUGGCCGGCUCGGUCACGGUGCGCCUGUCCGGAGCCCUGCAGUACCGCGCUAUCAAGGUGAGCUGCGUUGGAUUUUGUGGGGUGUCUAACAAAGUCAAUGACACGGCAUGGACUGUUGAGGAGCAAUACUUUAACAGCACCCUCUCCUUGGCGGACAAAGGGGUCCUGACAGCUGGUGAGCACUCCUUUCCCUUCCAGUUCUUGCUACCAGCUUCAGCUCCUACAUCGUUUGAAGGCCCUUUUGGGAAGGUUGUCCAUCAGAUCAAAGCUGUGAUAGAUACACCCCGAUUCUCCAAGGACUACAAGUGCAACAAAGUCUUCUAUGUCCUCUGUCCACUCAACCUGAAUGCCAUCCCUGAGAUUGAGCAACCCAACACUAUGUCCAUCACCAAGAAGUUCAACUACAAACUUGUGAAAAGUGGGAGCAUCAUUUUAACUGCCACCUCAGACCUCAAAGGAUAUAUUGUGGGGCAGGUGAUCCAGCUGCGCACAGACAUAGAGAACAAGUCUGGCCGGGAUACUGGUUCUGUUGUAGCCAGUCUGCUUCAGAAAGUCGCUUAUAAAUCCAAACGCUGGAUUUAUGACUUGAGAACCAUUGCAGAAGUGGAGGGCGUAGGGGUGAAGGCAUGGAAGCAUGCAGAGUGGAAGGAGCAAAUCCUUGUCCCAGCGCUGCCCCAGUCUAUUCUGCAAGGCUGCACCCUCAUACACAUUGACUACUAUAUCCAAGUUUCUCUGAAGUCACCAGAAGUCUCAGUCACCCUACCUAUUUACAUUGGCAACAUUGCUGUGAACAGAAUCCCCCUGAGCCCAGCCAGGUCAGUCCCACACAUCCCGUCUGCAGUGGUACCAAGCGCACCCCCAGAAGAGGAGGAAGCUGCCAGUGGCUACCACCCCAUGGACAAUGUUUCAAUCCCCACCAAAAGUCAUUCCCAGCAGCAGCCUUUCAGCUACGCUCCAGGACUGAGCUUCCAGGAAGUAAGGCUGGAUUCGGACCAGACUGGCUCCCCAAACCACCCCACGCUCUGCUUGUCAACGGGAGCAACUGUUCCAUACUAUGCCGAAGGGACGGUGGUUCCAGUUCCCACUGCCAGCUCUCUCAUCCUGCCUCCGGAGUACAGCACAUGGGGUUACCCAUAUGAAGCGCCUCCUUCCUAUGAACAGAGCUGCAGCAGCGCCAACUCCAGCCUCAGCAAUGGCAACUAGCCCUGUACCAGAAGCCUGCAGGUGCUGCUCCUCCACAGCACUGUCUCUGAAGUCUGGUACAGCACAAAGCAUCUUCUAUUCCUGUGGCUGAUGGGCAGGGUGAAAGGCUUGUCCCAGUCUGGGAUUUUUAAGUCACUUUUAUGCGGUCUCCUUUUUUUGUGUGUUUUUUAAAAAAACCAGAGGGGGCUCAUUGGAAGUGGGCAUGGGGUGUGGGGUCUGUGCAUAGAGAUGGGGGAAUGGUACGUCUUGCCCCCUCACAACUCCAUUGUACCCUAUAGCAGAGGAGCUGCCUGCCCCUGGGAUGCCUUGCACAAUAAUAUGUUCCUGUACUGUAGUCCAACACUUACUGCUUUACUAUCAAAGCACCUGUGAUGCCUUAUUUGAAAUGCUACUGAACUGGUGUGUGUCUACUGUAGGCAAUGGAUGGUAUGUGUGGAUUCUCCUCUUCCUUUUUGUGGUUAGAGUGCCGUUUCCAAUCCUGGCACAGGCUCAGCAGCCUCUCUCUCUCAUCCCCACCGACCCUGUAGUUGAUCCUCAAACACUCCCAACAUCAAUGGGGCACGUGGGGCAGCCUAUAGCAAGAGAUCUCUGGAGGGAAUAGACCCAGAAGGUGGAGGGUACAGAGAGCUUAGAGUACAGACCCUAGAAACUGCAAGGUUGCAGAAUAACUGGCCAGCAUCCUUCCUCCAGCUGUAAGUUAAACUUUUGCCAACAUGUGAUGAUAAUGGAGGCAUGGUAGCCAUUAACUUGAUCUAUGCAUUUGUAGGAACCCUAGCAGGGCCCAUAGUGGGAAUAGGGAAAGUUCUAUACAUUACCACCUUUUUCUUGGCAUUUUUUUUAAAUCCAGCUGAUGGGGUUCUCCAGAAGAAAAAACAAAAUAAAAAAGCCUGUGGGGUUCUUGGAGCAAUUCCUACAGAACCCUUUUGGUUGUACCCCUUUAGUGCAAGCUUGGCAAUGCCAGCCAAAUUUUUAGCAGGGUCUGAUUUUUAUAACUACCCUGUUCGGUCUCCACAUGUUCCCUGAGCUUGCCCUCAGCAGUGUGCCCUCUCCAUUCCUGUUGCUCUAGGCAGGCUGGAAACUGACAAUCAAGCUUCUAGGUUUUCUAAUGCUACCUCUGAACUCGCCCAAGACACCUGUAAUGGGGAAACCCCUUCUUUGCAGGGACCCUCUACUACAAAAUGCUCACUUCCCAAAGAGUUUCUCUCCCAAGAGAAGGGGCAGCUGUGCUGCAUGAGCACCGGAGACUCCAGGACUGUGGGCUUCCCUACCCACUGCAGCGAGGCUGUCUAGUUCUACAGCACUGGCUGCUCAGGCAAGGCCUACUCCAUUGUUUGGGUAAAACUAGCUCUAAGCUGCUGUGAGAUCCCAGACCAGGCAGGCACAAACUGUUGCGUGGACAUUUCGCCUACUGCUGCAUUUCUUGCUUGCUGUCACUGAAACCAACAGGCCAGCUGGUGAGGAGCAUGUAAGGCCUACAUUCCUCAGUGGCAGCUUCAGACUGGGAGCACACAAUAUUAAGCUCCAGGUCUGAGGCACCAAAACAGCUACUCUUGACCCAAGAACAAGAACCCUUUCUGGGAUCUGAAGCUUGCAUCACGCUCCUUCCUCCCGCUCUCCCACCCUGCACUUCAGACUGCCUCUGCAGCCCCCGGGACUGGCUGCUCUGGGACAGGUUGCACUUUUCUGCACAAUCUUUUUUAAUAGGGGUAGGGGUUGAGGGAACCUUUUUCCCAGCAGGGCUGGCGAACAGACGUUACCUGCGCUGAUUGUAUAUAGAACAAGUAUCCUUGUAUAUGUACGUAUAAGAGGACCUGUUUUUAAUGACUGGAUUAAUACCAAAUUUUAAUGCUGUAUUUAAUAAAUUAUUCCAAAAGAGA
This is a messenger RNA of Alligator mississippiensis (American alligator), 3265 nucleotides long. RefSeq names its product arrestin domain containing 1 (gene ARRDC1). Gene Ontology annotation, biological process: protein transport. The transcript has 8 exons. NCBI's taxonomy places the organism in Eukaryota, Metazoa, Chordata, Crocodylia, Alligatoridae. Gene Ontology annotation, molecular function: ubiquitin-like ligase-substrate adaptor activity; ubiquitin protein ligase binding. Bases 117 to 1388 code for a protein of 423 amino acids. The record is from RefSeq and is a predicted model, not a curated record. Gene Ontology annotation, cellular component: cytoplasm.